Sugiyamaella lignohabitans is the source of this 1596-nucleotide messenger RNA. It is a transcript of the gene FUN30, whose product is annotated as DNA-dependent ATPase FUN30. Gene Ontology annotation, cellular component: nucleus. Gene Ontology annotation, molecular function: ATP binding; chromatin binding; ATP-dependent chromatin remodeler activity. Bases 1 to 1596 code for a protein of 531 amino acids. NCBI's taxonomy places the organism in Eukaryota, Fungi, Ascomycota, Dipodascomycetes, Dipodascales, Trichomonascaceae. The transcript has a single exon. The record is from RefSeq and is a predicted model, not a curated record.
AUGGGUCUGGGAAAGACAUGUCAGGUUAUAGCAUUUUUAUCGCAUUUAAAAGAAACUGGCAAGAACGGUCCUCAUUUGGUUGUUGUUCCUGCCUCAACUUUAGAAAACUGGUUGCGGGAGUUUAACCGCUUCUGUCCAUCAAUGGUUAUCGAGCCAUACUAUGGAUCGAUGGAUGAGAGAGCAAACAUUCGUGAUACCUUAAUGGAAUCUGACACUAAGUAUGACGUCUUGGUUACAACCUAUAAUUUGGCCUGUGGCGGUAAAGCUGACCAUUCAUUUUUGAGAAGUCAGAAGUUCAAUGUUUGCGUCUAUGAUGAGGGUCACUUGCUCAAAAACAGUCAAUCAGAAAGAUAUAGCAAAUUAAUGCGUCUUAAGGCAGAAUUCCGCUUGCUACUGACGGGUACGCCGUUGCAGAAUAAUUUGCGAGAACUUGUGUCACUUCUUUCUUUUAUUUUGCCUGAUAUAUUCCAGUCCCGGAAGGAUGACUUGGCAGAGAUUUUCAAACACAAGGCAAAAGCUACUAGCAAGAACGACGAAGACAACGCAACAAAUGCAAACCUUUUGUUGUCUGAGCAACGUAUUAGCAAGGCAAAGACUAUGAUGACUCCAUUCGUUUUGCGACGUAAGAAAGAUCAGGUAUUGAACCACUUGCCAGAGAAAGCCCAUGCAAUCGAGUAUUGUAAAAUGUCUGAUGAACAGCAAAGCAUUUAUGAUAUGGAGCUUGACACCAGUAGAAAGGCUAUUGCUGCUAGAGAAGCAGCUAAAGAGUCUGGUCAGCCAAGCGGCUCUGCUAAGAAUAUUGGCAAUAUCCUGAUGCAAUUACGUAAAGCAGCUCUUCACCCACUGCUGUUUCGAAGAUUGUAUAAUGACACAAUUCUGAAGAAGAUGGCCAAAGAGAUUAUGGCUGAACCACGCUAUGAGACUGCAAACGAACAGUUCAUUUAUGAAGACAUGGAAGUCAUGACUGAUUUCGAAUUGCACCGUCUGUGCGAGUCGUUCCCCUCAUCUAUAGGCCAUCACAAGCUUUCCGAAGAUAAAUGGAUGACCUCUGGUAAGAUUUCUAAGCUAGAGAAACUACUUCCUCAAAUGAAAGCUGAUGGAGAUAGAAUUCUUAUAUUCUCGCAGUUCACGCAAAUGCUUGAUAUCUUGGAGCGGGUGCUUAACUUUAUGAAAAUCUCAUUCUUGCGACUAGAUGGAUCGACUCCAGUAGAAGUCCGUCAAGAAAUGAUUGAUAAAUUUUACGAAGAAAAAGAGAUCACCGUGUUCCUAUUGUCCACAAAGGCUGGUGGUUUCGGUAUCAAUCUAGCAUGUGCCAACGUGGUUAUUAUUUACGAUCUCAGUUUCAAUCCACAUGAUGAUAAGCAGGCCGAAGAUAGAGCACACCGUGUGGGACAGACACGUGAAGUGCAGGUCAUUAGAUUGAUUACGAAAGACACAAUAGAAGAGAAUAUUCUCCAAUUGGCUAAUACUAAACUCCAAUUGGACAGAAGUGUCAGCGACGAAGCAGAUGAAGAGAAACUGGAGCAGUCUAAUGUGUCGUUGGUCGCGUCCAUGCUCUUGGGUAAGACUCCCAAGGCCAGUGUAGAACCAGAAUAA